AAUAACAUCGAACACGUGCUCGCUGCACAGAUAAAAAUGGGAUCAUUUAAAAAGUUUCUGUCCAGAGGCAUGCAGGCUUAUGUUGAAUCUUUUGUUUGUCUUCCUCUAAUUAAUGACCGGUUUAUCAUUUCCCAGUGUCAAGAAAACUAUUAGUUUAGAUGGCUGCACCAGAGCCCUUGUUCACAAUACAGGUCGGCAGUCAUACUACGAAGAGUUCUUUAGACUCUGAUUUUGGUGUGAUAACUAUAACAGCUAAGGCUUUAAAAAUGAGAGAACAAAGUGAAAAGUGUGUUACUUCAGAUAUAGCAAGUACUGAAAAAUUAUCAAUAAACAGUGAAGAAUCUGAUGCAGAGAAUGAUAAUAGUGAUGAAGACCCAGAUUAUGACCCUAAAAAGGAUAAUGGUCAAAAUGGAUCACACAUUGAAAAAACAGAAGCUAAACAGAGAAGAUCAUCUUUGUGCUCAACAUCAAGCAAUAAAGUAUAUGCUUGUUCACAUAAAGAUUGUGGCAUGGAGUUUAAUAAACCAAGCCGCCUUGUACAGCAUAUGCGCAUCCACACAGGAGAACGACCUUAUGAAUGCCCAGCUGAGGCUGCUCAAGGUCCUAUACUCGACAGCAGCACUUGAAAAGACAUCUUGAAACAACACAUGUGAGUGAAUCAAAAGAAGAAAAAAUUAAAUGUGAUGAUUGUGAUAAGAUGUUUUCCAAUAAAUAUUCUCUCCGGAAGCAUCACUAUAGAUACCAUGUGCGCACUCCAUUCACAUGCAGUGAAUGUGGACAAACAUUCAAGAAGCAGCAACACCUUAAAACACAUACUUUUGUUCAUACAGGCAUCAAGCCAUAUAAAUGUGAAUUCCCAGGAUGUGAUGUGAGAUGCGAGAACCCUAGUCGCUUGAAACGUCACAGCUUUAUCCAUGAGAAGAGUCGAUAUGCCUGCCCUGUUGAGAAUUGUGGGAAUACAUUUGAUCUGUAUCAAAAUCUGCAGAUGCAUCUCUCUAUCAGCCAUAUGAAAGUUUGUGAUGUUUGUGGGAGAACAUUUAGACAACUUCGCAAGCUCAGAAUGCAUCGCAAAACUCAUGAAGAUGUUCGAGAAGCUUAUUUCUGCCCUCUUCCAAAUUGUGAUAAACACUUUUACCAAGAAAACAACUUGACUACACACAUCAAGGAGAAACAUGAAAAGAGCAAGAUAUACCAGUGUGGCAUUUGUGACAAAUGUCUUGCUAGCAAGCAAAAAUUAACUCGUCAUAUGGCCACCCAUGCACUAGAUUACAAAAGGAACUACACAUCCAAAAAGCCAAGGAAACCUCGAAAGGACAAAGGGGUUUCAAGGACAGAUUAUUCACGUCUGCUGUCUGGAUACUAUGAAGAUGAAGAAGAAGCCACUGUUGCGAGUCCAAAAGACUGUGAUAUAGUCAAGGUCAUGGACAGUAAUCAUGAAGUUGUCACUGAUAGUCAGGAGGAAACUGCAGUAGAAAGUAAAGGUGAAGAAGAAAUGGAGUGUGAGUGAUUUGAAGACAAACUUUAAUUGAUUUAUACAUUUAGUCUAAAUAAACAUGCCAAGGAAUUGUCCUUGAUAUAUCAAUCUUAAGAAUAUUACAUUGGUACUACUUUGUAUGUUUAGCAUUGUGAAAUGUAUGAGGCUCGUCAUUUGUAAAUUUUAGUUGAAAAUUGAAUCUGUAUGUAUGUUUGUGGCUCUGUUUGUGAUGUCACAAAAUGCUCAAUAGCGUGUUAUUCCUCCUGAAAAACAUUUUUACAAAAUAUAUGUAACUAUUAAUGGAAGAAAAAUCCAUUGGUCUUGCUAAACUUAUACAGCUCAACUGCAAAAUGCCUUGUAUAAUGCAGAUGGAUAUUUUCAGUGCUUACAGCUUUAUAUGACUGAUUGUGAGUUUCCUGAAGAAGAGAAAUUCAUAACAUAGUAAUAUGGGAUAUUAAAACACUCUAGGCUUUGAGUGGAUUCAUUUAUUGAUUAUAUGAUAUAGAUGACUCUAUAGUUUAUAUAUGGUAUAUUUAAUUACUUUUAAUCUAUAAUAUAUGGUGCUGAAUUAUGUAUAGUAGCAGGAAACAUUACAUAAUAAAACCUUCAAAAAUUAAAUAUAAAAGAUCUUAAAGCUUAA
This is a messenger RNA of Penaeus vannamei (Pacific white shrimp), 2114 nucleotides long. Its product is annotated as transcription factor IIIA. NCBI's taxonomy places the organism in Eukaryota, Metazoa, Arthropoda, Malacostraca, Decapoda, Penaeidae. Gene Ontology annotation, molecular function: RNA polymerase II cis-regulatory region sequence-specific DNA binding; DNA-binding transcription factor activity, RNA polymerase II-specific. Gene Ontology annotation, biological process: regulation of transcription by RNA polymerase II. The record is from RefSeq and is a predicted model, not a curated record. Gene Ontology annotation, cellular component: transcription regulator complex; chromatin; PcG protein complex.